This is a messenger RNA of Boeremia exigua, 1309 nucleotides long. Its product is annotated as chaperonin 10-like protein. Lineage: Eukaryota; Fungi; Ascomycota; Dothideomycetes; Pleosporales; Didymellaceae. The record is from RefSeq and is a predicted model, not a curated record. Gene Ontology annotation, molecular function: oxidoreductase activity, acting on NAD(P)H. The coding region runs from base 170 to 1213 and encodes 347 amino acids. The transcript has 2 exons.
CACCCCAUCGCGCACCUCGCUCCUAUGUGUGCUACCGGCUGACAAACUCUCUAACCCGUAUAUCAGUACGUUGUGGAGGCUGGAAUUUACGGUAGCUGUUUCAAUAAUUGUCGCGUUCAUACUGUCAUCACUUCAUCUACGAUCAUCCAGGCACACAAUCUCAUUCAGAAUGAGCAAUCGAGCCGCACUCGUCGAGAGUCCAAAGGGCGAAGUUGUUGUGCGCGAUACUGAGGUCUUUGAACCCGAGCCAGGAGAAGUGCAGAUCAAAGUCCAUGCCUGCACCGUUCAACCAAUAGAUGCGAAAAUUGGAAGGCUUGGGAUGAUGCCAAUGGAGUACCCUACUAUCCUCGGUAGUCAGGUUGCAGGUGUCGUCACAGCCGUUGGGGCACAGGUGACUAACGUUGCAGUGGGUGACCGAGUUGUGGGAACGACCAAGGUUGUUGCGCAGAAGAAAGCCAAAUUUGGCGGAUUACAGCGCUUCUCAAUCCUGGAUGCAUCUGGACUUGUCGAAAUUGGCGAUGUCGACUUCGUCAAAUCUACGACACUGGCACCCACCACCCCACCUGCAGUUCUGUUUGCAGACUCGACACUGAAGCUGCAUCGCCCUACCAUCCCACCCUCUCCCCUCCCUGCCAAUGAGCAAGGCAAGAAGGUCCUUAUCUGGGGUGGAUCCUCUUCUACGGGAUCGCUAUCCAUUGUGUAUGCGAAGCUAGCUGGCUACACCGUCAUAAGUACGAGUUCGCCGCGUAACUUCGACCUCCUCAAAGCAUGCGGUGCCGACUACAUCUUCGAUCACAGUGAUCCAGCCACCAUCAACGCGAUUAGAGACUUGUUUCCAAUCGACUACUGGCUCGAUACCAUCUCGCUGCAACCUUCAAUAACGUCGAUCUUCAAGAUUCUCGCGCCUGAUGGCAAAUCUUUGGUAACAGCAAACAUUCUUGUCCUGCUCCCACCGUCCAUGAUCGGUGUUACCAAUAUCCCUGAAGGUGUCACCCUUCAGGCCCAUCGCUUUGCUACUGCAGCUCCAGAGAAUGCGGAGUGGCACAAGUAUUUCUUAGCACGUGGCGGAUAUCUGGAGCAGGCUAUAAAGAAUGACUUACUGAAGACUGUACCCGCAGAUGUUCUGGGUGGACUUGAGAAAGUUAGUGAUGCAUUUGAUCUACUUUUGAAGGGCGUUAGUGCAAGGAAGAUUGUAAUAGAACCCUGGACCUAAGGUUGCAGUGGUGGAAGAGCUAAUAUAACUAUACGUCCAGAAAAUCUUAAGUUGUUUAUCUUGUUAGCUAAUAGGAAGACGCUUUCUGACUUGUAA